Messenger RNA from Lutra lutra (Eurasian river otter), 4655 nucleotides. It is a transcript of the gene CPT1A, whose product is annotated as carnitine palmitoyltransferase 1A. The transcript is spliced from 19 exons. Gene Ontology annotation, cellular component: mitochondrion. Gene Ontology annotation, biological process: carnitine metabolic process; fatty acid metabolic process. Bases 137 to 2458 code for a protein of 773 amino acids. Gene Ontology annotation, molecular function: carnitine O-palmitoyltransferase activity. Lineage: Eukaryota; Metazoa; Chordata; Mammalia; Carnivora; Mustelidae. The record is from RefSeq and is a predicted model, not a curated record.
GCGGCGACCGGCGUCGGGUGCACUCGGCCUCGCCCGCGGCCCUCCAGCCCCGGCUCUCGCUCGCAGCGCUCUUAGUCCGCUGCAGCCUCCGCCGCCGGCGCCGCGCCUCCGCUCGCUGACUUGGACGUUGCCGAAGAUGGCAGAGGCCCACCAAGCCGUGGCCUUCCAGUUCACGGUCACCCCGGACGGGAUCGACCUGCGGCUGAGCCAUGAGGCCCUCAAGCAGAUCUAUCUGUCUGGACUGCAUUCCUGGAAGAAGAAGUUCAUCAGGUUCAAGAAUGGCAUCAUCACUGGUGUGUACCCAGCGAGCCCCUCCAGUUGGCUUAUUGUGGUGGUGGGUGUGAUGUCAACCAUGUAUGCCAAGAUCGACCCCUCGCUGGGGAUAAUUGCAAAAAUCAAUCAGACCCUGGACACGACCAGCUGCAUGUCCAGCCAGACGAAGAACGUGGUCAGCGGCCUCCUCUUCGGCACGGGGCUGUGGGUGACCCUCAUCGUCACCAUGCGCUACUCCCUCAAGGUGCUGUUGUCCUACCACGGCUGGAUGUUUGCCCAGCACGGCAAGAUGAGCCGGGCUACCAAGAUCUGGAUGAGUAUGGUCAAGAUCUUUUCGGGCCGAAAACCCAUGUUGUACAGCUUCCAGACGUCGCUGCCACGCCUGCCGGUCCCAGCCGUCAAGGACACCGUGAGCAGGUAUCUGGAGUCCGUGAAGCCUCUGAUGAAGGAGUCGGACUUCAAACGGAUGACGGUUCUGGCAGAAGAAUUUGCAGUCACCCUUGGGCCCAAACUGCAGUGGUACCUGAAGUUAAAAUCCUGGUGGGCCACUAACUACGUGAGCGACUGGUGGGAGGAGUAUAUCUACCUGCGAGGACGGGGGCCACUGAUGGUGAACAGCAACUACUAUGCGAUGGACUUGCUGUACAUCCUGCCGACCCAGAUCCAGGCAGCGAGAGCGGGCAACGCCAUCCACGCCAUCCUGCUCUACAGACGACGGCUGGACCGGGAGGAGAUCAAGCCGAUUCUUCUGUUGGGAUCCACAGUUCCACUCUGCUCUGCUCAGUGGGAGCGAAUGUUUAACACAUCGAGGAUCCCAGGCGAGGAGACGGACACCAUCCAGCACGUCCGGGACAGCAAGCACAUCGUGGUGUUCCACAAAGGGCGCUACUUCAAGGUCUGGCUGUACCACGACGGCAGGCUGCUGAAGCCCCGAGAGAUCGAGCAGCAGAUGCAGCGCAUUUUGGACGACCCCUCUGAGCCUCAGCCGGGGGAGGCCAAGCUGGCGGCCCUCACGGCUGGAGAAAGAGUACCCUGGGCCAAGUGUCGCCAGGCCUAUUUUGGACGUGGGAAAAACAAACAGUCCCUCGAUGCCGUGGAAAAGGCAGCAUUCUUCGUGACGCUCGACGAAAGCGAGCAGGGGUACAGGAAGGAAGACCCGGACGCGUCCAUGGACAGCUAUGCCAAGUCUCUCCUCCACGGCAAGUGCUAUGACAGGUGGUUCGAUAAGUCUUUCACGUUCAUUGUCUUCAAGAACGGGAAGGUGGGCAUGAACGCAGAGCACUCCUGGGCCGACGCGCCCAUUGUCGCGCACCUGUGGGAGUAUGUCCUGGCCACGGACUGCUUUCAGCUGGGCUACGCAGAGGAUGGGCACUGCAAGGGCGACACCAACCCGAACAUUCCAUACCCCACCCGGCUGCAGUGGGACAUCCCGGAGGAAUGUCAAGAGGUGAUAGAGACUUCCCUGAACAGCGCCAGCAUUCUGGCAAACGACGUGGAUUUCCACUCGUUCCCGUUCCACACCUUUGGUAAAGGGCUGAUCAAGAAAUGCAAGACCAGCCCGGAUGCCUUCGUCCAGCUUGCGCUCCAGCUGGCACAUUAUAAGGACAUGGGCAAAUUCUGCCUCACGUACGAGGCCUCCAUGACCCGGCUCUUCCGAGAGGGGAGGACGGAGACCGUGCGUUCCUGUACCAUGGAGUCAUGUGACUUUGUGCUCGCCAUGGUGGACCCCACCCAGACGGUUGAGGAGAGGCUCAAAUUGUUCAAGAUCGCCUCCGAGAAGCACCAGCAUAUGUACCGCCUGGCAAUGACUGGCUCCGGGAUCGACCGCCACCUCUUCUGUCUUUACGUGGUGUCCAAAUACCUGGCCGUGGAGUCCCCUUUCCUGAAGGAGGUCUUAUCUGAGCCAUGGAGGUUAUCGACCAGCCAGACUCCGCAGCAGCAGGUGGAACUGUUUGAUUUGGAGAGGAACCCGGAGUUCGUGUCCAGCGGAGGGGGCUUCGGGCCGGUCGCUGACGAUGGUUAUGGCGUGUCCUACAUCCUCGUGGGAGAGAACCUCAUCAGUUUCCACAUAUCUUCCAAGUUCUCCAGCCCCGAGACCGACUCGCAUCGCUUUGGGAAGCACCUGAGACGGGCGAUGAUGGACAUCAUCGGUUUGUUUGGGUUCGGUGCCAACUCCAAAAAGUAACUCCAUUAGAGCCGCGGUGAAGCAGAAGGAGCUCAUCCGCCAAAACCAAAUGAAGAGUAGCUGUCCGAUCCGGAGUGUAGGUCUGGAUGCAGAAUUGCCCCCACGAAACUCAGUUUUCCUUUCGUCAAGGGUUUGGUGUUUUCCUUCUUAUAGAACAGCAGGUCUCCACCACGUGAAGUCUGACUCCACUACUUCCUGGCAGGUCCCAACUUCGGGGAUCUUUUCAUCAAGUGCCCCCCUACCCCCGCCCCUAAAAGUGUUUGCAUCUGCCUGUGGUGACUGAGGGACGAGACUGUGGUUGAGCUAUUGAAAGGACUGGUGGGGUCGUGACUUCACGCAUUGGGAACGCAAGUGGCACGUUUCCUCAGGGGGAGGGGGGUGACCGGACACCUGGUACUCACGGGCGUUUACUACUACCCGAGCUCGUUUUGUUCAGAGAGGAAUGCGUUCAAGUUCUGGAGAUGUUGACCGUUUGUAGCUGACACGCGUGUAGCGCGCUAACGGAGACACUGCGCUUCUGGAAACAGUUCCUGUCGCCGUGGGUCACUCCGCCACUGUCCGUCUCUGGUAGCCCGUAUUUACCUCUCUGUGUUGGAAGCGUGCUGUCCGCCUCAUCUCUACUUUUACUGACUGUGCAAGUCUUCACAACCCAGUGCCUUAAAAGUGGAAGGCCCAGAGCGAGAGGGAGACCGUGGGAAAGAUUUCCUGGGUCGGGUCGGUCUUCAGGUGGAAUUGUGUCUUACUCCAUUCUCAACUGAAACCCUAAAUCAGUGUUUCCUGUGGUUUCCCUGUCCCUAGAAAGACCAGUUCCCUCCUGAGGGCAGCUGGGCUGGAUGCCCCCGCAUCCGACGGCCUUCCUUGCAUCAUUAAGCUAUGAAAGAAAGGGUGUGUGUGUGUGUAUGUGUGUGUGUAUGUGUGUGUGUGAGAGAGAGAGAGAGAAAUGGGAAGCAAGAGAUGUCACGGUCAAGUGUGAUGUGUCUGGAGAAGAAAGCAUGAGCUGGGCCUCCGGGUAGCUGCUCACCCAAGCUGACAACAAAGGCAGGACGUGACAUUUACCACUGACAAAGGAACAAAGCUUGAGAAACAGGAAGAAUAACCUCAAAAUGGUCAGGAGAGUGCAGGGCCAGUAGGCCCCAGGAAUGCUUUCCAGUCCCAGCUGGCAAGAGAUAGAACCACUGUCCUUUCCAGAGGAGAUGGAGGGCGAUAGAGACCAUAGGCCGCAUCAUCUCAGUGAUGGACGAAAGUGUCGCAGGUGCUAGGUCUGACACAGCCUGCCCUUCAGGUGGGUGUGCCUUCAUCUGGAAGCAUCCGAUCGACCAAAAAGCAAUUAUGCACUGAGUCGUCUCCAGGAUUUAACGUAAAAAAUAAAGGAUCAUGGAACGGGAAAGCCCCACGGCCUCCAUGGCCAUAACGACCAGCUUAGCUGUCCAUUUUCAAAACUGUAUUUUUCUGACCACUUUGUUCUGGUGGGGCUCGCCUCUGUAAGAGCCGUGCACUGCCGGGAUACCAUGACCAGGCCGGACCGUCGGAGGAGACGGGUGCUCGCUACAGGGCGUAUGCGUGUUUUGUUUAUGUACGUGUGAUAAUGUCAAAAUCCCACCUAAAUGGGCCAAAGAUUUUUUUUCCUCUUAAAAGCAAAAAUGAAAACACACACAAAAAAGCUAAAAUGAAAACCAACAUCUACAGUAACAAGCCCUACCCCCCCUUCCUUCAUGGUUCAUAGUGAAGGAGGUAUGGGGGAGAAUCGCCCACUCUGUCCCCUGGGGUAGGCAGGCGUGGCUUCCAGUCAAAGCUGGCAUCAGUCGCCAUCAGAGCCACCCCAACCCUGCAAUACUGACCACUGACCUUAGCGUUCCCAUGUGAAUUCCAGUGUCGCCGUGUAGCACUCAAACACAUUUGGGCUCGUCUCUCAGGUUUAAAUAUUUCAAAUGUAAUUAAUUGUUGUUAACCAGUGCAGUUAUCAAUGCAAUUUUAUAUUUCCUAAAAGAAGGAAGAGUGGUUUUUAUUGUACAUGUUGAAAGGAGGAGGGAAGAGUAUUAUGUAUUUAAUUUAAUUUGGAAUAAACCAUAGUCUUAAAGGAGCUGUGGUUUGAAUUUGUUAUCUUGGACUGUCCAUUGCAUGUAAAUACAGAUGCUCUUUUGGAUGUAAAUCUGAGAACUGCAGUAUGAAUGUUAUCAUUAAUAAAACAUUAAUCCCA